Molecule: messenger RNA, 1230 nt
Organism: Porites evermanni
Lineage: Eukaryota; Metazoa; Cnidaria; Anthozoa; Scleractinia; Poritidae
Source: the annotation of a GenBank genome assembly
AAUUUGCAGAUAUUCAAGUGCAGGUUCUGUCGAACUAAGUAUUGUGAAGCAUGCGGCAGAGGAGAUUUUCAUGGUGUAAUGACGGAUAAAACAGUUUGUCAAGUUUGUUUUCAGGUAUUAUGGAAUUGAACUGAUCUUUUUAGCGUCAAGGAGAUCACGUUUAUGGAUGCAGUACUAGUAUAUUUCAGUCGGGUUCACGAAACAAAAACAGGAAGGACAAAUUCUCCUUUCUACCAUGGUAAAACUUUAACCCUUUAAGCGAGUGAUCAGCAUCAAAUUUCUCCCUGCAAUAUCACUACUUUGGAAAACAGAGUGUUCAUGAGAAUUACGGACAUGAGCACACGAGAUAAAUCAGUGGCUUUAUAUUUUAUCAACUUCUCCCCACUACUUCUGUAGCAAAUGAAUAGGGGCAACAAAUGAGAAUUCAAAUUUUGAUCCUAAGGUUCAAGGGGUUAAAAAUUGGCUUCGUCAAGAGAGGAUAAGGACACCCAAAUUUCUGAAAGCUGUGCCCUUUACACCCGGACAGUUUACGGAAGAGAACAAAGAAAAGUGUUUGCUUAAUUCAGUAAAUGACAGAUCGUUUACAAAGCAGGUCCGUUUCAAUUCAUUAGAAGAGAAAUAUCGCAAUGUCUGAAUCACCUUGUGUAACUAGUCUCCAAAUAGACCUUUUGAGUAGAAUUAUUUCUUAUUGUUUUUGUUUAAUCCUUUAAUUAGCUCAAGGUCAUACUUCGUAAGCUUUUAUGUAAAUUGGUUUGUUCCAAAGGAAACUGCUGUGCUCCACCAAGAAGAUGAACCGGGGGACCUCCCUAUAAAAUUGACCAGUUUAGGGGUAACAGUCGACCAUUUUGCUCUCACUUGUGCAUGGUUUUUCAGGGAGGAAAGCCAAGAUUUUUUUCCAAUGAAAGUCUCGUUAAUAGUAGUGUCCCACGCAGACCUCUUUAAGGGUUCGUCACAAGUUACUGCCCCACAUCGGGGAGGACUGCGUGACAAGCCAAAAGAAGAACUGAAAGGGAGGCUACUUUAAAAGGGGUGUCGAGUAAAGGUGUGCCUUAUUACUUUAUGUUGUGUCUUAAUACUUAAUGUCAUCAUUACGAAUUUCAGCCUAAAUGCCAAGGAGAGAGAAUUGGGCAAGACCCAGGAAAAUCAGCUCAGAACAAAAGAACAGUCAACAAGAAAACAGUCAAAGCUGAAACUUCACAAAAACAAUCACGAGACACGAGAAAGAGAUAA